GACUACAAAUCACUGCAAGAUAUCAUCGCCAUUCUGGGUAUGGAUGAGUUAUCUGAAGACGAUAAGCUCACGGUUUCAAGAGCGAGAAAAAUUGAGAAAUUCUUGUCGCAACCAUUCCAAGUUGCCGAGGUUUUCACUGGACAUAUCGGCAAGCUUGUUCCAAUCGAGGUGAGAUUAACAAUCAGUAUUGAAUAGUUCAAACAUUUUUGCAACAAUGGUUUUGUUACCGAAAAAAUACCGAUUAAUAUUGUAUAUUAUAUUCCUCCCAAUUAUAUAUAAAAUUCGUCAGUAUUGUAAGCAUUCAUUUACUAUUAUUUUCUUUUCAGAAAACUAUUGAAAGCUUCAAACAAAUUUUAGAGGGUAAGUUUACAGUUUUGAAAUAAAUUGUAUGCCGUAUACUGUAUAGGUGUAUUUGGUUUUCACUUUCGUGAGGCGUUUCAUAUUAGAGAGGUUCAGAUUUGACUUCUAUACUACCACUUAGUACCAUUAAGGAACCAUUAACCAAUCAGAUGAGUUUGAUAUAUCCGAUUAACCAAUCAGAUGGGCACUAAGCCAUGGAGAGGCAGUGGUAACGGCAGUGGAUGUCAAUCUGAACCUCUCUACUAUAAAAUUUACUGCAAGAAUUACGGUAAACAUAUAUGAUUUACUCUAAACGUCCAUUUGUUUUCCUCAGGUAAAUACGAUCAUCUUCCAGAAGCCGCAUUCUAUAUGGUUGGUGAUAUUGAUGAUGUCAUACAGAAAGCUGAUAGACUGGCUGAGGAACUUGCAGCGCAAUAG
Molecule: messenger RNA, 777 nt
Organism: Paramuricea clavata
Lineage: Eukaryota; Metazoa; Cnidaria; Anthozoa; Malacalcyonacea; Plexauridae
Source: the annotation of a GenBank genome assembly